AUGGGAGAGAGACAUCUAUGUGGUAAUUGGAUGUGUGGGUGAUCUUCCUGUAUAUGUUGUGAGACCAGAAACUGAUCCCUCUAGAGGAGCCCGAACUCUGCACAGAGACCUCCUUCUUCCUUGUGGAUUUCUUCCCCAGACUGAAGAAGUUAACCAACCAGUUUCCACACCUGCUAAUAGGCCUCGGACUCGUAAUCAGCAGGAGACAGUGGAGGAUCCAGAGGACAGCCUGGAUGAAGAGGAUGAGGAGAGGAGUUUAUCUCAUUUUUCAGUCUUGCCAACUGUAAAGGUCAGUGUUAAGGAUAACAUUCCUGCCCAAACUAUGAACGGAGUUCCUUUACCCCAAAUGGAACAGCUAAAUAAUUCACUUGUCGAAGAAUCAUCUCUAUCUGAUGCUGUGGAUGUACCGGAAGUCGAGGAAGAAGAUCAGAUGGACCUGGGAGAUCCAACUGAGCCUGAACAUGUUCCUGAACUGAGCCCAUUAGAGGAAAAUAUGGAGUUCCACAGCCCAGUAGAGACAUCUCCUAAUGCAAUAAAAUCAUCACCACAUUCCACUGAAACACCAGUGGUUGCUCCUGAGU
This is a messenger RNA of Austrofundulus limnaeus, 581 nucleotides long. RefSeq lists its product as uncharacterized. The record is from RefSeq and is a predicted model, not a curated record. Lineage: Eukaryota; Metazoa; Chordata; Actinopteri; Cyprinodontiformes; Rivulidae.